AUGAGGGUCUUGGUGGUCUUGGCAACGUUUCUGGCCAUUGCGUUUGGCACCGACACCUUUGAGGGUCAUCAGGUGCUAAGGAUCACGGCCGUUGAUGAAGUCCAAGUGGAGAAGGUGAAGGAGCUGGGAGCCCUGGAGGAUCUUCAGUUGGAUUUCUGGCAAGCGCCAGCUCAUCCUGAGCUCCCCAUAGAUGUGCGUGUCCCCUUGCCCAGCCUCCAAAGGGUCAAGAUCUUUCUGGAGUCCAAUGACAUCCAAUACUCCAUCAUGAUCAACAAUGUUCAGAAACUGGUUGAUGAGGAGAAGAGCCACAUGAUGCUCCAGCGCCAAGUGCAAGAAAUGUCACUUGCAACUUUUAACUAUACUGCUUACCACAACUUGGAUACAAUCUAUAGCUUCAUGGACCUCCUGGUGCAUGAGAAAUCCCCGCUGGUCAGUAAAAUCCAGAUCGGUCAGACAACUGAAGGACGCCCAAUCAACGUCUUGAAGUUUAGCACGGGGGGAACCAACCGCCCGGCCAUCUGGAUUGACACUGGCAUCCAUGCCCGUGAGUGGAUCACUCCAGCCAGCGGAGUUUGGUUUGCAAAGAAGAUCGCUGAAGAUCAUGGGAAGGAUCCUUCCCUCACUUCCAUCCUGAAUAAGUUCGAUAUCUUCCUCGAAAUCGUCACCAACCCGGAUGGUUUUGCCUUCACACAUACCAAGAACCGUAUGUGGCGUAAGACCAGAUCUGUGAGAAGUGGGACAUCUUGUAUCGGAGUGGACCCCAACAGGAACUGGGCAGCAGGCUUUGGAGGAGCUGGCUCCAGUGGGAACGCUUGCUCUGAGACGUACCGUGGACCCUAUGCGGAGUCAGAGCCAGAGGUGAAAGCCAUUGUGGACUUCGUACGGUUUCAUGGCAACAUCAAGGCCUUCAUCUCCAUCCAUAGCUACUCCCAGCUUCUCCUCUAUCCUUAUGGUUACACCAAGGAGCAAGCUGCAGAUCACCUGGAGCUGGACGCUCUUGCUAAGAAGGCAAUCACGGCUCUGGCUUCCCUGUACGGGACCAAAUAUAGAUAUGGCAGCAUCAUCAAAGCUAUCUACCAAGCGAGCGGAGGCACAGUUGACUGGACCUACAACCAAGGCAUUAAAUAUUCCUACACGUUUGAGCUGAGAGACACAGGCCGUUACGGGUUCAUGCUCCCGGCUAACCAGAUCAUUCCAACUGCAGAGGAGACCUGGCUUGCCCUGAUGGUCAUCAUGGAGCACACGCGGGACCACCCCUACUAA
This is a messenger RNA of Candoia aspera, 1263 nucleotides long. Its product is annotated as carboxypeptidase A1-like. The coding region runs from base 1 to 1263 and encodes 420 amino acids. Gene Ontology annotation, molecular function: zinc ion binding; metallocarboxypeptidase activity. Lineage: Eukaryota; Metazoa; Chordata; Lepidosauria; Squamata; Candoiidae. The transcript has 11 exons. The record is from RefSeq and is a predicted model, not a curated record. Gene Ontology annotation, biological process: proteolysis.